GGGAGCCCGGUGGCGGCAGAGCUGCGGGACGCGCCAUGCUGCCCGCCGCCCUCCGCCGCUGGCUGCGCCGACCCAAGCGCUCCGACCCUCGCCUGCUUUCCCAGUUCUUCUUUGCGGACGAGAGGGUGACACAGGUGGUGGCUGAAAUCAAUGGACUAGAUGCAGAGCUGGACCCACAGCAGUACCUUGUCCUCCUCAACCAGCUCCAUCUCAGCCAGGCUCACUUGCUGGCUGUCCUUGAGCAGAUCAUGGAGGAGUGCAUUCCCACACGGCGGCACAGUCGUGACUACUUAGUCAAGUUCCCUGAGGAGCUCUUGGUGGGCAACCUAGGGAACCACAUGCUCUUUGCCGCUGAGUGUCUCCUGGCUGGGACCUUCCUGGAGGUGGAGGAGGCAGAUGGGGCACAGCUUCGGCCCCAGGCCAGGAAGCUGCUGUGCAGCCUGGAGCUGGUGCGGACAGUGCUUCGGGAGCAAAGCCUGAGCCAGCCCAACUCCUACCCAGAACCUGUCCGGGCUGUGCUUGUCCAGUUUGACCAGCUCUUCGCAGAGUUCGAGCUGAGCUAUGUAUCCUCAAUGGUGGUGGUGAAGUCUCCUGAAGAGAUCUACAGGCAGCAGGAGAUCAUUGUGCUCUUCUGUGAGACUGUUGAGAGAGCCCUGCGUCUGGGCUAUGUGACCCAGGAGAUGAUUGAUGGCUACGAACCACUGCUGAUGUUCACCAUCCCUCGCCUGGCCAUUAUCAGUGGCCUACUUAUCUACCCUGAGGGUCCCCUCAGCUUGGAGCGGAGCCCUGAACAGAUGUCCCGGGUGUUCAGCCCCUUCUACAACCUCCUGAAGAAGAUCAGGGACCUGCUGCAUGUGCUGUCUGCAAAGGAGCUCUGCCUGCUGGAGAGGAGCUUGUGCACAACUGAAACAGAUCCCUGUGAUCUGGCCACCCCACCAGCUCGGGGGGCAGCUGUGGCCAGAGUGGAACCCUCUGCUCCCUGGGGUGUCCUGGAGGUCACACCACCACUAUCCCGCUGCAUGACACGUCUAGGACCCCGUGGUGUGGGGGAUGAUGCAGGCACCAAUUGGCAGUGGAGCCCCCAGCCCCUUGGGAGCAGCAUGGGGCUAGAUGCUAUCCCAGGUGCCCACUGUUUGGAGCUGCGCUCCCGCUACAGCAGCACUAAGGAUAUGCUGCAUACCCUUUUCGUCUGCAUCUCAGGGGUGGCCGAUCAGCUCCAGACCAACUUUGCCAGUGACCUACGGAGCAUCUUGAAAACGGUUUUCAAGAUCAUUGCCUCACAGACAGAGCCCUCAGAGGAGCCAAAUGCCAGCCGAGGCAGUGACCCGUGUGUGGCUGAUGCUCCUCGUGCGACUGGAUGUCCCCUGUGCUCCAGCCCUGCAGAGGCAACCAGGCUCCAAAGAACAGGUGCCCACCAUAUGCCCGAGUGGGUGCCAGACAGCACAUGCAGCCAGUGCUCUGCAUGCCACUCCCCCUUCAACCUGCUACGUCGCCGGCACCACUGCCGGAGCUGCGGGAAGAUAUUCUGUGCCCGCUGCUCACCUCAUGCUGUGGCGCUGCCACACUAUGGCCAGCUGAAGCCUGUGCGUGUUUGCACACACUGCUACGCCGCACACCUCUUGCCUGCAACCCGGCGCACCAGAAGCCAGUGAGAGCCCCCUGUGCCAGAUCCACAUCGGAAUGAGGCUGCAGGCCUGGUCUGCGGAGAAAAGGCCACACUGGGGUUGCUGGGCAGCUCCGUGGCCUCACAACUGCCUUUGGGCUUGGAUAGGCAUGGUGGUAGGACCCCACUGAUGACGGCAGGACGCAUGCAUGUCGGUAGGACCUGCCACACGCAGUGGCAGCCUGUGCCCCGUGCCCGCGGGGCUGGGAUCACAGUAGGCACAGGAUCACUUCACCAGAUGCACCACAGCCAUGCCCAUCUCCUGGAGAGUGGGCUGCUGCCAUGUGUCUGCCCCUCGUCUGGAAACGUGUGGGAAAUGUGCUUCGCGGUGGCUUUUUUUCCAGGUGAACUUUGGCUGCUGUCGGGGCCGGGGCAGAGCCUCCCCCCAGAGCCUGGCCUGAGAAGAUGCAAAUAGCCCUCACAUGACGGCCGAUGCUCCGGGGCGGCCCCCGGCCGGGUCGUGCAGUGCCCGGGAACUGGCCCGGGCACACGGACCCAACGCUCACCUCCCUCACCCCCACCUCCGCCCUGUGGCUUUAAUAAAGAGUUAAAGCUGCC
Messenger RNA from Pogoniulus pusillus (Red-fronted tinkerbird), 2221 nucleotides. RefSeq names its product lateral signaling target protein 2 homolog. Gene Ontology annotation, cellular component: early endosome membrane. Gene Ontology annotation, biological process: negative regulation of epidermal growth factor-activated receptor activity. Bases 36 to 1652 code for a protein of 538 amino acids. The record is from RefSeq and is a predicted model, not a curated record. The transcript has 13 exons. Lineage: Eukaryota; Metazoa; Chordata; Aves; Piciformes; Lybiidae. Gene Ontology annotation, molecular function: metal ion binding.